AUGCUGCACACGAGGACGUUCGCCGUCGCUGCAGCAUCGCCUCUACUCGUCGAAAAUGUCUUGCCAUCGUGGUUGCCUCGUGUAUUUGGCAGCCAUUUUGUGUUCACGCGCUCCAUAGGUGAUCGUGCCAUAAACCGUGGCCACAUAUCGCGCCAAACCAUGUACGAAAAUUAUCAGAAGAUGCGGCGAAAGUACGAGUCGAAAAAGCUUCCUCAAGAUGUGAACCCUAAAGGAGUAUUUGCUUGCAACGAACUGGACCUGAAGGAGGUUCAAGUCUAUGGAUUCGAUUACGAUUACACGUUGGCUUGUUACAAACCAUCCAUGGACUACUUGCUCUACAACCUAGGCCGUGACAUGCUCAUUCAGAAAUACAAGUACCCGGAGGGAAUCAGCGAGCUCGAAUACAAGAAGGAUUUCGCUGUUCGUGGCCUCCAUUAUGACAUCGAAAAGGGUCUGCUGCUGAAACUCGACAGCUUUUUGCAAAUUCAAUUUGGCACCGUUUAUCGCGGUUUACACCCGUUGCCCGACGAUGAGGUCCUCAGGCUCUACAAAAACAGGAUAAUACCGAUCGCUUACGUCGAAGCGCCUCAUAGACACUCUCAUGAUACUGUACAUCGAACGAAAAUGGUACAAUUAGCCGAUUUAUUCUCAGUACCGGAAAUGUGUCUUCUAUGCAACGUAACGGAAUACUUCCUUAGAAAUCACAUCGACUAUCACCCCGAAAUACUCUUUAGAGAUGUAAAGAACUCCGUUCAGAGCUGCCACCCCGUAAUGCACGGAAUGGUGGUACAAAAUGUCGCCGAAUACCUGGAACCAAAUAAGGAUUUAAAACGAUUUUUUGAUCGACUUAAAAGGGCAAAUAAAAGGAUGUUUUUAGUAACCAAUAGUCCUUUCCAUUUUGUGGAUACUGGGAUGAAGUUUUUAGUGGGAGAAAAAUGGAAAAACUAUUUCGAUGUGGUAAUAGUUCAAGCAAGAAAACCGAAAUUUUUCACCGAAGAAUCUCGACCUCUCCGAAUAUACGAUGAAGUUAACAAAACCCAGUUGUGGGACAGAGUUACGAAACUCGAGAAAGGUGUUAUCUAUUUAGAAGGUACAGUGAAACAACUGCAGGAUAUGACCGGUUGGCGAGGACAACAAGUAUUAUAUUUUGGUGAUCAUCCUUAUAGCGAUUUAGCAGAUGUAACUUUGGAACAUGGUUGGCGAACUGGUGCCAUAAUUAAAGAGUUAACGCAUGAAAUUACAACCUUAAAUAAUCCAAAGUUCAAAGAACAUGCUAAUUGGUUGCAAAUGUUAACUGGACUGAUCGAAGAUCAUCAAGAUUAUACAGGGCCGGAGGUGAAGAGUGUACUAGAAGAAUGGAUGAAAGAAAAGGAACAAUUGAGAAACAAUAUAAAACGAGUGUUUAAUGAACAAUUUGGAUCUGUAUUCAGAACGUAUCAUAAUCCUACAUAUUUUUCGAGAAGGCUUUUUAGGUUCGCUGAUAUUUAUAUGAGCUCAAUUACAAAUUUAUUAGAAUACUCAACACAUCAUACGUUUUAUCCAAGAAGAGGCGUGAUGCCGCACGAAUAUACAAGUUAUUUCGUAUAAUGUAUAGGUCUAUGUUUAAACAUGUAACUAGAUUAUGUUUUCCUUCAAAACGUGUUCAAAUCUAGAGGAGCAAAAAAUCAGAAAUUUAAAAUUAAAAAAAAAAAGCGCAUUUUCAAUUUAUGUAAAUAAAAAGAGAAUGGUAGACUGUUUAACGUACUAGGAAAAAUAUGCAGUGAUAUUUUGUUCAAUAGUAUUUUGUGUAGAUAAAACGUAUACGUAUUAAUCA
Molecule: messenger RNA, 1813 nt
Organism: Osmia lignaria (orchard mason bee)
Lineage: Eukaryota; Metazoa; Arthropoda; Insecta; Hymenoptera; Megachilidae
Gene: Nt5c
Product: 5' nucleotidase C
Molecular function (GO): 5'-nucleotidase activity
Source: RefSeq, a predicted model, not a curated record